Messenger RNA from Lycium barbarum (goji berry), 915 nucleotides. RefSeq lists its product as uncharacterized. The coding region runs from base 1 to 915 and encodes 304 amino acids. Lineage: Eukaryota; Viridiplantae; Streptophyta; Magnoliopsida; Solanales; Solanaceae. The record is from RefSeq and is a predicted model, not a curated record. The transcript has 2 exons.
AUGGGAGACAAUGUUGAAACAGCUACUGGGACUCAAGUUCCCCUUUCAGCUGCGGAUUCUGGCUCUAAAGAGGUCUUCAAUACCUCUCACCCUUGCUUCAUUUCAUCAUCAGAUUCACCUGGAGCACUGCUUGUUAACACAGUUUUUGAUGGAAAAAGUUUUGGGGGUUGGAAAAGAGCUAUGUGGAUAGCUUUAACUGCUAAAAAUAAAGCUGGUUUCAUAGAUGGUUCAACACCAGAACCAGAAAUAGGAACAGAUCUGUGUAAUGCUUGGGGUAGAGCCAAUAAUAUGGUAAUUUCGUGGAUACUAAACUCCCUAUAUAGAGACAUCUCUGAAAGUGUUCUCUAUUAUGCUAAUGCUAAGGAUAUCUGGGAGGAGUUAGAAGCCAGGUUUGGCCAAAGCUCAGGAGCUAGAUUGUAUCAGCUCCAGAAAGAACUAAGCGACCUUGUUCAAGGUCCAACUGAUAUAGCCACUUAUUUUACUAAGAUUAAACGACUCUGGGAUGAAUUAGAUACUUUGGAUUCGUUUAUUCCUUGCUCUUGCAUUUGUUCCUGCAAAGCAAAGGAGAAAAACAUUAAAUCUAAGCAAGAUGAAAGGCUUGUCAAAUUUUUAAUGGGACUCAAUGAUUCAUACUGUGGUGCUAGGGGUAACAUUCUUAUGAUUUCACCUUUACCCACUAUUUCUAAUGCAUAUGCACUAUCACAAAAAGGAUAUUAUGACAACAAGAAAUCUGGUAGCAUUUGUAAGUACUGCAAGAAACCAGGUCACUCCAUUGAGAAAUGCUACAAACUUCAUGAGUUUCCACCUAAUUUCAAAUUUACUAAGCAGAGAAAUUUUCAGAACUCAGUUCAGGGUAAUGCAGUGUCUUCUAAUAAGAAUACUGGGGAAGUGUUCAUGUCUAAUGCAGGAACAUGA